Molecule: messenger RNA, 3264 nt
Organism: Prorocentrum cordatum
Lineage: Eukaryota; Dinophyceae; Prorocentrales; Prorocentraceae
Source: the annotation of a GenBank genome assembly
AUGGGCCAGGCGACGCAGGCUCUCGACGUGGACUUGCAGGAGUUCAAGGGGAGGAUCAAGGCCAUCAAGGACAGAGGCUGGCACGCUGCGCGGCGGCUCGCGCUCGCGCUGGUCGACGCGGAGCCCAGCGCGGCCUCGCGGCGGGUAGAGAUGGCGGCCGGGCGCGGGGCGCGCGCCGAGCUGAGGCGCCAGGAGCUGUGGUCGAGGCCCCUGCAGAAGAAGACAUCCUUCGUGGGGCUCGGCCAGGGGCGAGCGGGGGCCGGGCCAGCGCGCCGCGCGACGCCGGCGCCGGACUCGCCGACGGAGCCGGGCCCCCAGCGGCCCGCAGCAUCCAGCGGCCCAGCGUUCAAGCAGCUGCAGGCGCGGCACCCUCGACUUGCAAACGAGAGCAGCAAGGGCUACGCCAGCAGGACCAGCAAAUUGAAGGCGGAGCCCAGAGCGGGGCGCCCAGCAGUGAAGGCGCUUCAGUCGCAGGCAGCAGCAGCAGCGUGGCCCGGGUCGAGCACGCGAUGGCGUCGGGUGGCGCCCGUCGCCAGGGCCCGGGCGAGUUCGGGGCGCAGCUCCGCCCAGCUGGUGAGGCUCAGCCAGAUCCGCGGGGGGCGCCUCAUGCCCGGGUUGCCGGCCGCCGGCCCAGCGCGGUCGAUGAAGGCGAUCAACUUGGCCGCCCCUCAUGUCCAGGAGUGGCUCCUGAUACCGUCGUGUCUCUUCAAGCCGGUAGCUGAGUGGCCGAGCAGGGUGCCAAAGGGCGCAGUGCAGGUGGGGAGCGACGAGGUGUGGUGCGCCAUCGGCGAGCACCCCGUCAACUUGGGCAUCUGCAAGCCCAUCGUGGAGGAGGGCAUCUUCAGCUAUGACGGGGAGCUGCGGCUGCAGGGGCCGGACUGCGUCACCCAGGUCACUCAGCUGUUCUUCAACAUGGCCCCGCAGAACGAGUGUCAGCGGAUUGCCGAGACGGACCUCGUCAGCCCCGCGCCGAGCUCCUCCUGGACUGUCACCGUCCUGGGCGAGGAACAGGCGCACUUGUGGUCGUCGUGCAACCAGUCGGGCGCGCCCCACCUGCGCGGGCUGCCGGCUGCGCUGCGCCGGCUCAGACAGCGGGAGGCCCACCGCAAUGCAGGGGUUCCGUGGGCGGAGAAUAAGGCCGCCGGCAGGGUGGGGCGCGUUGUCAGCAUGUGGGCCCUAGUGGACAGCACUGCCGGGCGCAUGGCGAACACCAUCGAUAACCUCAUCGACAUCGGGCGCACGGCCAGGUGGCUCCUGGAGACAGCGUGGGUGACCCACAAGGCAUGCCUUAUGAUCCUGGGGCGCCUGGCGCGGGCCUUUGUGUUCGGGCGGCCGCUGUUCGCCACGCUGAAUCAGGUGUGGAUUGCCCCUGGGCUUGGGGCUGCUUCCGAGAGCGAGGGCAAGGCGCUGGCCGAGCCGCUCAAGCUGCCGAGCGGGGCCCGCGCCGAGCUGCUGUCCGCCAUCAGCCUUCUGCCGCUCACGUUCACUGACAUCCGGGCGCCCUUCGAUUCGUUUGCGCUGGCCCCCGACGCGAGCGAGGAGGGCGGUGGCCUGUGCUACUUGACAGGGCCCAUUGAAUACGGGGUGGCGGUAGUAGCCAAGCACGUAGGCGAGGAGGCGCCCGCUCUCACCCCGAGGGGUGCCAUGGUUGCCCAGCUCCCGCCCAUGCUGCUCAUGGAGAGCUGCCCGCUGCCCGCCGUUGCACUCUUCGACCUGUUCUGCAGCGUGGGCGCAGCUUGGGCGGCGCUGCCUCGGUGCCCGCGCCGCGUGGCUGCGCGCGCGUCGUCGGUGAUCGACGAGGCAGCCAAGCGGCGCGAGUGGCAGCGGUGGCCGGGCGUGGUCGAGCUCGAGGACAUCAACAAGCUCAGCUCCCAGGGCCAGGCCGAGAGCAGCCUGCGCUUCGAGGGGCCGCGCGCCAUCGAGGCUGUCAAGCUGGCCCUCUGCGCGAGGCAGACCCGCCAGCUCGUUGAGGCAGUCGCUGGGGUGAACGCGGAGGACUCGCUCCCCAUUUCGCGGCAGCCGGGGGCCAAGCCGUGCAGGGUCGAGGCGAUGUACGGAAGCUUGGCUAGGAUGCCAAGGUUUUGCUGGUUGUCAUGUGCCCCGCAGCCGCGCACAGGAGUGAUUGAUGUCACCGGGGAGGUGAGGUGCCACAAGGUGAAGCUGCAUGUUGCCCCCAGGGAGUUCCCUGCCUGGGCCGAGGACGGCUGGGGCGGGCUCGGUCCAUCUCACGCGCUCCACACCGCUGCAAAGUUGCGCAAACAGGCCUCGCCGCCAGCGCCGGGCGCGGAUAUCAGGGGCGGGAGCGAGGCCGCCAUCGCGAGGGGGGCGGAGACCAGGUGCGUCUCGCCAUCGUACUACUUUGAAGAUCAGUUACUGCUGUGGAAACACCUCGCGCACUGCGUCGUGGCGCACGUCCUCGCACAGCUCCUGGUUCAAGAAAUCCAGCAGGGCGGGCCCCCCAUCUUGCCGUUCCUGAUCGCCGGCGCAGCCCCAGAGUCCUGGGGCCACGCGCCCGACUUCGAGUCGACGGGGGCGCUGGAUACGGACCUCGCGCAGCAGCUGGUCCUCGAGUACCUGGGGGCGUUGGUCCGCUCAGGGUUGCGGUCGAACCUGUGGACGCGGUCGAUUGGACACGGCCACCCGUGGCGCGAGGACGCCCGCCUCAAGGAGCUCGAGGUCGGCGCCGCGGUCAACGCCAUCAAGUGGAUGUCGCGGACCGCCGCGAGGUUCCGGUUCUGGCACCUCCACCUCCUGGGUUCGCAGGUCGCCGCCAGUGUCCGAGCAAAGGGGAGGUGCAGCGCGCGACGGCGCUGGCACUGGAUGCGCGGCCCCGCGGCAGACCUCCUGGCCUCUGGCAAGUACCCGAUGUGCGCCCCCAUCGAUGCAGACGAGAACCCUGCCCAGCCCUUCGGUGACGCUCGCUUGGCGCGGGUCACCCGCGAGCGCUAUAUGCUCGCCGCGCGCCGGCUUCUAGUCUUCUGGGUGCAGCAGGCGGCCUAUGAGUGCGUGGCCGCCUGCAUCAAGCAUGUGUGGCGCGAAGGCGGCUCACUGCUGGAGGUGGUCAGCGGUUUGGCAGCCGUGGCCUGCGUCGCGCCGCCACUCAGUGGCAAGCCCAAGCUGGGCUGCAAGCUGCAGAAGACGCGUUUGUGGCUGGGGCCGACAAGACAGAAAUGGGGUCCAUGGAAGGGUAGCGUGGUCCUAGUGUGCACCCUGGUGGCCGGGAGAUUGGUCCUGAAGGACUGCCUCGCACCCAAGCGCCCGUGA